AUGAUGUCGCUGCGAAGUCUACAGACACUUCGUCGUGCGUCGCAAGUGGCUGUCCGGGCGUCCAACAAUUUCUUGGUAGAGAAACGCUCAUUAGCGCUACCAACACGUCUGUUCUCACAAGCGCACACUCCGACACAGAGCGUGGAUCCCGAGGAUAUUUUACGGCCUGACGUCCCCAAGGAUAUGAAGCUGCAACUUUCACUAGAGAAGGAGCUUCUGGGACUGCCUAAACUCAAGCCUGCAAGUCAAUUGAAACCUCCUCAGACGGAGAUCUCUGUGUUGUCUUCGGGACUGCGCGUAAUCUCACAAGAGACAUAUGGCCAAGCGGCUACUCUCGGCAUCUUUAUCGAUGCUGGUAGUCGCUUUGAAGAUGAAGAUAGUGUCGGUGUGAGCCACUUACUGGAACAUUUGGCCUUCAAGAGCACCACGUUGCGUUCUCAUGCACAAUUAGUGCGCGAGAUUGAGGACAUUGGCGCACUUACGACGUCGUCGUGUGGCCGUGAACAGAUCAUUUACACAAUUGAUCUGCUGCGUGACAAUGUAGAGAAAGGUUUGGAGCUUUUAGCUGAUGCUAUUCUCAAUGUGAAUCUAAUUCCUGAGGAAAUGGAGAGUAUUAAGGCGAUCAUGCGGAUCCAGUCGGAAGAUUUGAUGGAGAAUCAACCGGCUAUGCUGCAGGAAUUCAUCCAUGCUGCAGCUUAUGGCGCAGACACGUCACUUGGACGGCCGCUUCAAUGUCCGCUCGACAAGAUAAACGCACUGACAGUGGAGAAAGUCAAGAAGUUUCGUGCGGAACAUUUCGUCGCUCAGAAAAUGGUACUUGCUGGCUCUGGUGUUUAUCACGCUCUACUGGUCAAAUAUGCAGAAAAGUUCUUUGCAAAUGUAUCUGUAGCCCCCGCAAACGCGCCGACGGCAACACCUUCAAGCCCUGAAACUUUAGAGCCGGUAAUCUACAAGGGAGGCCUGUACCCGCUGCCAAACCCAGAGUCAGAGUUUUCAUAUGCCGCUCUGGCGUUUCCAACGGGCGGCUGGCAUGACGAAGACCUUGUGCCCAUCUGUGUGUUGCAUACGUUGCUUGGCGGCGGUGACAGUUUUUCUGCUGGUGGUCCAGGGAAAGGGAUGUAUUCGCGAUUGUACACCAGCGUUCUGAACCGCUUCUACUGGGUCGAGUCGGCUUUCGCGUUCUCGUCCAUACAUGCAGAUGUUGGGCUCCUGGGCAUUUAUGGUGCUUGUAUUCCUUCUCACACCAGCAACCUCGUGGCAUUGUUGUGCAAUCAAAUGCUCAGCGUCGCCAAUCGAUCUGUCGAUGCCAUUGAGCUAGCUCGAGCUAAGAACCAGCUUAAGUCAUCUGUGCUGAUGAACCUCGAAUCCCGUAUGAUCCUAUACGAAGACAUUGGACGUCAGCUACUUACGUAUGGGGAGCGUGAGACGCCCGAGUCUGUCUGUGCUAAGAUUGACCAGGUCAAGGCCGCAGAUAUCCAGCGAGUCGUGAAGGAGGCCAUGCAAAAUCCGCCUAGCCUCGUUUACUCGGGAGAUAUUCCCCAAUUUCCGCAGUACGAGCAGGUCGUUGCUGGAAUUAAGGAAGGAUUAAGCGGGUAA
Messenger RNA from Peronospora farinosa, 1596 nucleotides. Lineage: Eukaryota; Oomycota; Peronosporomycetes; Peronosporales; Peronosporaceae. The record is from the annotation of a GenBank genome assembly.